This is a messenger RNA of Spodoptera frugiperda (fall armyworm), 638 nucleotides long. RefSeq lists its product as uncharacterized. Bases 75 to 563 code for a protein of 162 amino acids. The transcript is spliced from 3 exons. The record is from RefSeq and is a predicted model, not a curated record. Lineage: Eukaryota; Metazoa; Arthropoda; Insecta; Lepidoptera; Noctuidae.
CCAAACAGCUGUCGGUGUUUCAUGAUUUUAUUAUUAUUAUAUAAUUUUUUAAUUGAAUUUAUUUUGGUGCUACAAUGGCGAGAAUGAUAUACAAACCAUGCAGUGAUAAACCUAAACCCCACUUAAUUAUUAAGCCAACUGCAGAGGACCUAAAGGAUAUGGAAACAAAUUUCCGUGUGCUGCCGCUCUUCGAGAAGAGUAGUUAUGAGAAGGCAAGAAUUAAAACCUUAUCCAUGGAUUUAAAUGAAAAAUUGAAAUGUUGUUGGACUAAGUACAAGCAAAAUUUGGAGAUGCGGGAUCAUGAGCCCUUCCGUUUUCCGGAUGUAAGAGAUUUUCACUACAGAAAAUACCUAGUUGAAUACUUUCCAAGCGAAAGAAAGUUUAAGUUCGACAAUAGAAUGAAGAUGAAGGCGGGACCGGGCGUAGACUAUAGAGGACAAAUGCCCAUUCCUCAUGAGCUACUAAUGGUACGAGGAGAUACCAAGAGUAAGCAGGAUCGCAUUAAACAGAGACGAGAGAAAAAUGAGAAAAGGAAAGUUGUUGAAAAAAAGAAAGUAAAGUAGUUUUAAACGAUAUGAAACGUUUUAUGUUUGAAUGUGACGGUUUUUGCGUUUAGUUGUGCCUAUUUUUAAAUUGUU